Molecule: messenger RNA, 1239 nt
Organism: Lodderomyces oxycetoniae
Lineage: Eukaryota; Fungi; Ascomycota; Pichiomycetes; Serinales; Debaryomycetaceae
Gene: REI1
Product: Rei1p
Exons: 1
Coding region: 1-1239 (412 amino acids)
Biological process (GO): ribosomal large subunit biogenesis
Cellular component (GO): preribosome, large subunit precursor
Source: RefSeq, a predicted model, not a curated record
AUGUUUACUUGUAACACUUGUAGUUUACAAUUCUCCAAAUCAGAUGACCAGAGGAUUCAUAUGAAAACAGAAUGGCAUCGGUAUAAUUUAAAGAGAAAAGUUGCUCAGCUUCCGUCGAUACUGGAGGAACUAUUCAAUUCCAAAGUGGCGAGUCUUCAACUGCAACUGCAACUGCAAUCAGAUACUAAAACAAAACAAGUUACGAAGAAAGAGCAAAGAAGGAAGGAGAAAGAAGCUAUUUUGGAACAAAAACGCGCUAUUUAUAAACAAGCCGAGGAGGCUAUGACAGCGCAAGCAAAAAUUGCGGGGUUGCCAAUGGAGAGAACAUCUAUUCCAAUUAUAGACAAGCCUACCUCUAAUGAUUUGGAAGAAAAAGAAGCAAAAGAAGAAAAAGAAAAAGAGCAAGAAGAAGCAAAGGAGCAAGAAGAAGUUGAUGAAGAGAUACUUCUACAGCUGAAAGUUGCCAACAAAACCGAAAUUCCAACCACGACAUGUCUUUUUGCACAUCCAAAGUAUGGUCACCAGUUUAGUACAGUUGACGAAAACGUGGAGCAUAUGUUCAAGCAGCACGGACUAUAUAUACCUGAAGCAACUUACCUAAUCGACAAAGAGGGUUUAAUUGAAUAUUUAGGCGAAAAGAUUGGUUUUGGUUUUUGUAUCGCUUGUAAUUAUCAGGGAAAAAACGCAGAAGCUGCUAGAGAACACAUGCUGAAAAAGAGACACAUGAAAAUACCUUAUGAAACAGAGGAUGAGAAAUUAGAAAUCUCCAAGUUUUAUGAUUUUUCGUCAACUUAUGACGAUGUUGACGAUGUUGUUGAUGAAGAUUUGGUUUCAAAUCCUGACGACUGGGAAGACAUCAGCGGAGAUGAUGACGGAGAAGAGCAGGAAGAAGAAGAAGAAGAAGAAGAAAAAGGGGGAAAAGAGCUUCCUUCUGUGGAAAAAGACGCAAUUUAUCAGGCCGGGAAUGAGUUGAUUUUACCUUCUGGUGCAAUUAUUGGACAUCGUUCCAACGCCAGAUAUUACCGCCAAAAUUUGGCUCCUGAGAGAGAACUCUCAGAAGGACAAGGUACUGUUAUUGCAGCCGAAACUAGACAUAUGUUGACUCUUAGAGACAGGAAGGAAUUAGCUGAGAAGAAGAGGAACUGGAAGACAGAGAAAAAGAGGGAAGACGUCAACGAUAGAAGAGCAGCAAAGUUCAUCAACAACCAGCCCCAUUUCCGAGAUCAAUUAUUGCAAUAA